This is a messenger RNA of Mesorhabditis belari, 846 nucleotides long. NCBI's taxonomy places the organism in Eukaryota, Metazoa, Nematoda, Chromadorea, Rhabditida, Rhabditidae. The record is from the annotation of a GenBank genome assembly.
AUGAUCGGCCGGAUUCUCUUCUCCUAUGCAAAGGGCAGCCAACUUGAUUACGAUUGCAAGAAAUGGCGUCUCGUUGCCGACAUCCUCAACGAUGCUGCCUUUUUCAUCGAUUUGUUGUGCCCGUUGUGGCCAAAAUGGUUUCUCGUCUCUGCUUGUAUUUCCUCGUUAUUCCGAUGUAUUGUCGGCGUGGCUGGUGGAGCGACGAGAACCACAAUUGUUCAGCAUCAAGCUCGUCGAAACAAUCUCGCUGACGUUGCGGCAAAAGAUGGAAGUCAAGAGACUUUAGUGAACGCUGCAGCACUACUCGUCUCUCUUGCUCUACUCCCAGCUGUUUCCGGGAAACACACGAUAAUUUGGAUUCUCUUUGGGUUACUCACUUUCUUGCAUCUUUUUGCCAACUAUCGAGCCGUACGUAGUCUAAAAUUAGAUGUGCUAAACGGGAAAAGAGCUGCGAUAAUAAUAAGAGAAUAUAUAAAAAAUGAUAUUAUAUUGUCGAUUGACGUUGUAAACAAAGAAGAACCACUUUUCUAUAAUUUGUAUCCGACCCGCCAUUUGGGAUGCUCAUUGAAAACGUUACUUGAGCAUCGACGAUCUAAAAAUAUGAUCUAUCAUGAAUCACCAAAAUUCACAAUCCUUUACGAUCCUCAUUACGGCACUAGCUGGAUUGCUAUGACGGAAAAUGCUGAAUCAAUUGAUCAACUCAAUGCUUGCUAUGAUCUUGAACAAAUCAUUAUCAAUCAAAAAAUCAAACUAAACUUCAACAAGUUUGUUAAUGAUCUAAAAGAAAAUGGAUGGCAGAUUGAUCAUCAUCUAAACUUUGAUGAAUGGUCUUACAGUCUUCUCGAA